Messenger RNA from Colletotrichum truncatum, 1251 nucleotides. Its product is annotated as cellulase family protein. Gene Ontology annotation, molecular function: hydrolase activity, hydrolyzing O-glycosyl compounds. The record is from RefSeq and is a predicted model, not a curated record. NCBI's taxonomy places the organism in Eukaryota, Fungi, Ascomycota, Sordariomycetes, Glomerellales, Glomerellaceae.
AUGAGGCUCACUCUGCAUCUCUGGGCCGUAAUCGGGCUCAUCAUCCCUAUCCUAGCUCAGAAGCCUCAAACACCCCUCUUCUCAACCGGCCGCUGGAUUACAGACUCGUCAAACAAACGUGUUAAACUUCGCUGCAUCAACUGGGCAGGCCACAUGGAAGUCAAUCUCCCCGAGGGCCUACACAAGCAACCCAUAGAGUACCUGGCCGAUUGGAUCAAGCACGAAGGUUUUAACUGCGUCCGCCUCACAUUCUCAACCGACCACGCCCUCAACCCGGGGAUCAAGGUACGGGACUCGUUCAUUAACGGCGCAAAGGCGGCGGGGGUCAACGAGGCAGACCUCCUCAAGCUCUACGACCAGGCGGUUCAGAAGAAUCCGUUUCUGGCGGAUUCCAACGUCACACAACGCGACGUCUUCUCGCGCAUCAUCGACGUGCUUUGGCAGCGCGACAUAAUGACUGUUCUCGACAACCAUGUUAGCAAAGCGAGCUGGUGCUGCAAUCUUGACGAUGGCAAUGGGUGGUGGAAGGAUGCGAGGUUCUACUGGGCCGCCAACAGUCGUUACUUCGAUACAGAUUUGUGGCUCGCAGGCUUACAGCAGGUGUCCAUCUGGGCCACGACGAGACCAGGCGUCGUCGCCAUAUCGAUUCGUAACGAGCUCCGAGCUACAUGGACGCAGAUUCCCUUCGCAGCAGAUCAGUGGUAUGGAUAUGUCACGCGCGGUGCCAAGACUGUCCACGAGGCGAAUCCAGACGUGCUUGUCAUCAUCGGCGGGCUUAACUCUGCUACGGAUUUCUUCCCGUUGCGGACAAGAGCACUGGAUACUUCAGCAUGGAACGGUAAGAAUGUGUGGGAGGCGCAUAGCUACAGCUUCACAGUCACGACACCCAACUUUGGGGAUUGUAAUCUUGAGCGCGCACAGUACGGGGCUCUCUUCGGGUUUGUUCUUGAACAGAGUAAGGGUUACACAGGUCCGUUGUUCUUGUCUGAGUUCGGCGUUGGCAUGGUCGGUGGGCCGGAGGCCGGGUUGUCGUCCGAGGAUUAUGGAUAUAUAACUUGUCUUGUGGGGUACCUCGAGGGCAAUGACGCCGACUGGGCGUUGUGGGCAAUCCAGGGCUCAUAUUACGUCCGGAACAAAGUAGUUGACUUUGACGAGACAUGGGGGGCGAUGGACCGUGACUGGAAGGGAUGGAGGAACCCGGCGUUUAAGGGCUUGUUGGGUAAUAUCUUUUCAGUCACUCAGGGACCAUAG